UGCAAGGGUCGUCGCGGGUUGAUGAUGAUGAAAGAGAGAGACCUUCCAACCUCAAACAACAUCGCCGCAGGCAUGGCAUCCCAACAACGACCGACCUCGGUGGCCGACACCAGGGAGAAGACAUACUUUGAGCAGCAACGGGAAGAGUUGAUUGGGGAAAUUGCUGCAAACUUUGAGCAUGUGCUUGCCAACAUCAACAAAUUGAACAGGUCUCUUGAGGCCGUCAUUGCGGUCGGCAAUGAGUUCUCGUCAGUUGAAGCACUCUGGUCGCAGUUUGAGAACGUCAUGGCCAAGGAUCCAGAGGAGAGCGGUGAGAAGUCGGAGGAACAGGGAGACGCCCCUGAGGGAUCUCGUCAGGUCAAAACUGAAGGGAGCGAGUAAUGACUAGAUUGAGACCAGAUUCGGAUACGGCAUGAAUGAUAAAUGAUAGAUUGAUACCAAAUCCAAUUGCCAGAACACAUCCUACGACUGAAU
Thermothelomyces thermophilus ATCC 42464 is the source of this 474-nucleotide messenger RNA. RefSeq lists its product as uncharacterized. The transcript is spliced from 3 exons. The record is from RefSeq and is a predicted model, not a curated record. Bases 73 to 381 code for a protein of 102 amino acids. NCBI's taxonomy places the organism in Eukaryota, Fungi, Ascomycota, Sordariomycetes, Sordariales, Chaetomiaceae. Gene Ontology annotation, cellular component: DASH complex; spindle microtubule; mitotic spindle pole body.